This is a messenger RNA of Tetrahymena thermophila SB210, 789 nucleotides long. RefSeq names its product ubiquitin-conjugating enzyme. Gene Ontology annotation, cellular component: nucleus. Gene Ontology annotation, biological process: ubiquitin-dependent protein catabolic process; protein polyubiquitination. The transcript has 2 exons. Lineage: Eukaryota; Ciliophora; Oligohymenophorea; Hymenostomatida; Tetrahymenidae. The record is from RefSeq and is a predicted model, not a curated record. Gene Ontology annotation, molecular function: ubiquitin conjugating enzyme activity.
AUGUCAACCACACCUUAAGGCUAUAAUCCUGCAGUUGCAGGUAAGAGAAAGUAGAGAGAUAUCGCAAAACUCUUGAUGAGUGACUACAAAGUAACUCAAAGUAAAACCAACAAGAAUGAUAUGGCCAUUGAAUUCCCAGGUCCAAAAGACUCACUUUAUGAAGGCGGCGUUUGGACUGUGCACGUUCUCCUCCCUGAGUAAUACCCCUACAAGUCACCCUCAAUCGGAUUCAUGAAUAAAAUCUAUCAUCCUAAUGUUGAUGAAGCAUCUGGAAGCGUUUGCUUAGAUGUCAUUAAUCAAAGCUGGUCUCCUAUGUUUGAGCUAGUAAACAUUUUUGAUAGUUUUCUCCCUCAGCUAUUAAGUUAUCCUAACCCCCAUGAUCCCUUAAACCCUGAAGCAGCAUCUAUGAUGAACAAGGAUUUAAAGAGAUAUGAAUAAAAAGUUCGUGAUUAUGUCAAAAAAUAUGCUAUGAAAGCUGAGUAACUAGCUAAAACACUCUCAAUGGACAUGGAAGAAGAGGAAUCUUUAGUUAAGUAAAAUUCUAUAAGAGAGCCUGCUCUCUCUACAGCUUUGUCUACUGCUACUACUCGUAGAGAUUCUUAGGCAAUAGAUGAAGAAAUUGAUUCUAGUAGUGGUAAUUAAUUCAGUGAUAAUGAAGACGAAGGAAAACAAAAAGACAACUAAGAACAAAUUCAGGAUGAUUAGCUUAGCUAAAUUUCACUUGAGGAUGUGAGCGAUUUAAGUGAUAACGAAGAUGUUGACAAUGAUGCCAUAGAAUGCUAUGCUUGA